This is a messenger RNA of Bactrocera dorsalis (oriental fruit fly), 773 nucleotides long. RefSeq names its product 60S ribosomal protein L18 (gene RpL18). Gene Ontology annotation, molecular function: structural constituent of ribosome; RNA binding. Gene Ontology annotation, biological process: translation. The record is from RefSeq and is a predicted model, not a curated record. NCBI's taxonomy places the organism in Eukaryota, Metazoa, Arthropoda, Insecta, Diptera, Tephritidae. Gene Ontology annotation, cellular component: ribosome; cytosolic large ribosomal subunit. Bases 47 to 613 code for a protein of 188 amino acids. The transcript has 3 exons.
ACACUACUUUUUUGUCGCUUGUCUCUUUCUUUUUCCGGUCACCACAAUGGGUAUCGAUAUCAGCCACAAAUACGAUCGCAAAGUUCGUAGAACUGAGCCCAAAUCUCAAGAUGUUUACUUGCGUCUUCUUGUUAAGCUGUACCGCUUCCUGCAGCGUCGUACCAACAAGAAGUUCAAUCGCAUCGUGUUGAAGCGUCUGUUUAUGAGCAGAAUUAACCGCCCACCAAUGUCGUUGCAGCGUGUCAGCCGUUUCUUCAAGAAAGCGGAUCAACCCGAAGCUACCAUUGUUGUUGUUGGUAGCAUUACCAAUGACAUUCGUCUUUUGAAAGUACCUAAAAUGACGAUUUGUGCUUUACAUGUCUCACAAACAGCUCGCGAGCGUAUCAUUAAGGCUGGUGGUAAAGUAUUGACUUUCGAUCAAUUGGCACUUAAAUCGCCAACUGGAAAGAAUACAUUGCUGUUGCAAGGUAAACGUACAGCACGCACAGCCUGCAAGCACUUCGGCAAGGCUCCUGGUGUGCCCCACUCUCACACCCGACCAUAUGUCCGAUCAAAGGGUCGCAAAUUUGAGCGUGCUCGUGGUCGUCGUUCCAGCUGCGGUUACAAGAAGUAAACAAUCGAUUUUGCACGUUUCUACGUUAGUUAUUAGAUUGUGUACAACCACGCAAUUCUUGUUUGUGACAAUGGUUAUACAUUUAGAGUGCAUGACAUCCUGCGCUGUAUCAGUAAUACAAAUAAAAAAUUAAUUACUUUAAUGUUUUUUCAAAGUAAAA